GUUCGCCAAUGGUUGCCACUCGCCGUUCGCGGCGCCGCCAGCCGAGCGCCAGCCCUGUGGCCAAGCCGAGCCCUGCAAAGACACGACGGAGCCGCCGGAGCAAAGCACCUUCCCCAGCAGCACCACCUUCACCCUCACCGUCACCCUCAUCGUCACCCCCACCACCUCGCCGCACCCGCGCCCGCCGCGCCGCCACCCACACCGCCGCCGAGGAUGACAGCCAGGAUGAUGGCGAGUUCGACUCGGGCACCGAGCCCGCCCCCGAGUCGGGCACGGACUCGGACUCGGCUGUGGAGAGCAUGGACGCAGAGGAAGCAUCCGACUCUGCCGCUGGCCCCCUGUCGGAUGCUGCUUCCGAUGCCGGCACCGACGACGCCAGCGAAGAGGAUGCCGAGGACGAGGCUGAGGACGGCGACGACGGCGCCGCCGAGGUCAGCGACGGUGAAGAGGCCGUGUCGCCCGCCACACACACAGACGCUGCACGCUCAACUGGCCCACUGCUCUCGCUGGACGUGCUCGAAGCGCUGGAGGAGGUCGAUGCGGCGACAGAGGCAACAUCGUCGGGCGCUGGGAGGAGUAAGGCGAAGCGGAAGCGCAAGCUGACCGGUGACGAGGCUGUGGCCUUUGCCCUCGCCGAGGCUCGGCGAGCCAAGCGCGCCAAGCGUGAGCAGCGCGUGUCGUCGGCUCACACCGGGUUCCGCGUCGAGACGCUCGACUCGAUCAGCCUCGAGGCGACCGGCCACGCCCGCGCGGCGGCCGCCAACGCAUUUGUCCGCCGCACUAAGAAGCGAGUCGCCCGCUCUCGGGAUGUCUUCCUCAAGCGCGGCCUCGACAAGCGCAAGACCAAGGCCAAGCUCUCCCGGACCGACAAGGCCAUGCAAGCUGCACUCGCCUCGGUCGGCGUCGCCCUCACCGACAAGCAGAUCCUGGCCACCACCGGCAACAAGUCUAUGUCCAAGUACAAGCGCCGCAAGCUCAAGAACCGCCGCCGCGAUGCCCGCGAUCGCAUGGUCAAGGCCCGCCAUCCCUCGCAGCUCCUCGACAGCAUCUUUGCCGAGGUCAACGGCAAGCGAUCGCAGAAGCAAUGACAUCAUUUGGGUUGCAAUAAACAAUUCGUUUGGC
This is a messenger RNA of Thecamonas trahens ATCC 50062, 1122 nucleotides long. RefSeq lists its product as uncharacterized. Bases 9 to 1088 code for a protein of 359 amino acids. Lineage: Eukaryota; Apusomonadida; Apusomonadidae. The transcript has a single exon. The record is from RefSeq and is a predicted model, not a curated record.